UCUGCCUAAAGCAUUUCAAAAGCAUGAUUAAGAAAUUUCAAUGAAUUUCUGAGUUGGUGGGCAUGUUUUAUUUUGGUUAUUUUAGAGUUGUGGUACAAACAAAAUUAUGUAAACUCUGAAGCUUUCUGCUACAGGUUCUGAUCAUCUGCUCUAUGAAGUGUCAAAACUAAAAGUGAUAAAUUUAGACCACCAAAAAUUUCCUUUGGUUCACAUAAAUGAAAAACCACUUGUCUUCCAUGGUCUGAUAAUUGUUUAAAAUGUUUGUCUGCCUUAGCUUGAUUGGAAUGCAGGUAGACGUGUGUUCCAGCAAAUCCUUUCUGGCAUGGCUUGCUGUCGCAGUCAUACGGUGGUAUGCAGAGAUCCAAAGGCUGAAAAUGUGCUGCUUGAUGCACACAUGAAUGCCAAGAGAGCUGACUUUGGUCUGUCAACUAUGAUGUCAGAUGGAGAAUUUUUAAGAAGCAGCUGUGGUUCCCCCAACUAUACUGCACCAGAAGUAAUUUCGGGAAGAAAAACACACAGCAAGACUUAAACUGCAAGCUUUAAGCACGUAAACUGUGAAAUAUCGUGGCACCGAAGGAAAACCACAAGCUUGUCAGCAUUUACAGGUCAGGGGUGAUGGUGGUUGCCCACCAGGAGGACAUCUGGUGACACCACCUGGAGGACAUCUGACAUCACAAUGACAGGAGCUUUCCUUAGUCCACCUGUGCCCAGUCCUGCCACACUUCCCCAAAGGGCAGUGGAGGAGGAACAGGGGAAGACAUUUCCUAGUCAGAAUCACAGCCAAAAUGAUGAAGUAUCCCUUCGUCAGAUUCCCAGCACUGAAUGUGCUCAGCCUGGCAGAAGUCAUAAGAGUUUGGGACACUGUGUCUGAGUACAUGCUGCAGCAGAUUGCACUGAACAAGGGUGUGGCAAUAGAUGGCCUUGGUGUUUUCUACGUCCUGAGACAGCACUACAGUAAAUUGAACGGGGAUGUGCUUGCACCGAAAUUUCGUCUGUUGGAGGGAGUUAUGCAGGCUCAGAGGAUCAGCCAUGCCAACAGAGACAUUCCUGAUGAUCUCCAAGUCGUCCCCCUGGACUAUUCCCAGCUCUCCCUGAAGACAACUGUUCCUGAGAAGAUGGUGGAGGAAUGUGUGAAUGACCUGGUGGUGCUUUUCACCUGGGGUGCAGGGCUCGGAGAAGAUUAUGACCUUGUUUUCAAGGGCAUCGGUAUCCUUAGGAGCCGAGAUAAGAUCCUCAGAAUGACCUACUACAAAGACUUUCUUCUUGCCAUCGAUGGCACUGGAACAGUGUUGAACUGCAUGCUCUCUAACCCACUUACGCGGAUUAAUGUGAUAUCAGACGAUGACUCUUCUGCUUUCCACAUGAGUCCUCAGGGGAUUCGUGUGCUGCCCAUGUUUGAGAUUAAGCUCCCCCCUGGAAGAACAGCUGAAGACUUUUUUCCCAUGAAGGGAUCUGGGAACAAACAAGGAACCCCUGGUAGCCGGUGUCAACAUCCUCAAAUGAGGCAUUCACCAGGCAAAUUGACAAGAGCCAGGAAGGCAAAAGGGAAAAAAGAGAGUACAAAGAGUGAAGAGUUUCACCAGCUGUUACCCACUUGGAAGUUCCAGUUGGAACAGCAGGAAGACAUGGCUGAGGAGAGAGAGAAAGGGAGUCAUCCCGAAGACAGUGUUCCUACUGGAAGGAAAUUUUCCGUCAGGACGUUGCCCGUCCUGAAGCCUGAAGAGAAGGUGGAGGCACGCUUCGAAGUUAAGCCCCCAGAAAGGUCAGAGUUAUCACAGGUGCCUCCUCUGACACCGAGGCCUCCUGAGAUGUCUCUGGGAAAGCCUGAUGAACAAGGCAGAGGGAGCCAUCCCAAAGACAGUCUUCGUAAGGGAAGAAAGUUUUCUGUCAGAACGUUACCCGUCCAGAAGCCUGAAGAGAAGGUGGAGGCACGCUUCGAAGUUAAACCCCCAGAAAGGUCAGAGUUAUCACAGGUGCCUCCUCUGACACCAAGGCCGUCUGAGAUGUCUGCAGGAAAGCCUGAUGAACAAGGGAGAGGUAAGGGGAGGGAGAAAGAAGACAAAGUAAUGCAUGGGUCCUGA
Cuculus canorus (common cuckoo) is the source of this 2081-nucleotide messenger RNA. RefSeq lists its product as uncharacterized. Gene Ontology annotation, cellular component: centrosome. Bases 786 to 2081 code for a protein of 431 amino acids. The record is from RefSeq and is a predicted model, not a curated record. The transcript is spliced from 15 exons. Lineage: Eukaryota; Metazoa; Chordata; Aves; Cuculiformes; Cuculidae.